AUGAGCGCACAGUCCGUGAAAGCAGUUCAACCCACCUCCGAGGGUGAGACCUCCAAAUCCCAAUCGGCCGUGGGCAGCCGCGCCAGCCCGGACGCAUCGCCAUCACAGCCCGAUCAAACAGGGACGGACCAACACCGCCCGAACGUCUAUGGGACAAUUGAACCUGAAGCACCGGAAGAUGUGGGAGACGCAGAUUCGGCGCUUGACCCUGGGGAUUGGGCAAGUUCGACAAUGUCGCUGCGGUCCAGUUUGAUGAUGCCACAUCGGGAGAACGGAAGGCUUUACCAUGGAUUCAAUGACGGCAACUAUGUCUUGCCAGCCGAUGAGGAAGAGAACGAGCGGCUAGACUUGCAGCACCAUAUCUUCUUACUCACUUUCGACGGACACUUAUACAAUUCGCCAGUGGACAAACACAAGACGAUGCACAAUGUGUUGGACGUUGGAGCGGGCACUGGUAUCUGGGCCGUUGAUUUUGCUGAUGCCCAUCCCGAGUCUACUGUGCUAGGGGUAGACUUAGGAGCGAAUCAACCGUGUUUAGUACCGCCGAAUCUAUCGUUUCUCAUCGACGAUAUAGAAGAACAAUGGAUGUUUUCCCAGAACUUCGACUUUAUACACAGUCGGAUGAUGACGGGGUCCAUUGCCAACUGGCCCAAGUUUUUCGAUCAAGCUUUUGCCAACCUGACAUCCGGUGGAUACAUGGAAUUAGUUGACAUAUCCCCCCCCGGACGCUCCGACGACAACUCUUUCCCCGAAGACUCGGCGUUGAAGAAAUGGAGCGAAGUCAUAAUGCUUUCGGCUAAGAACCUGGGCAGAUAUGCCAAUAGCGCUUCAUUUUAUAAACAGCAGAUGAUCGAUGCGGGGUUCGUCGAUGUGGUUGAAACGCAAUACCCGUGGCCAACGAAUCACUGGCCCAGAGACCAGAAACUGAAAGAAUUGGGUCGCUGGGUGCUUCAAAACAUCGGCUAUUCACUGUCUGGCAUAAGCAUGGCCCUCCUCACUCGGGGUCUUCAUUGGACAGCAGAAGAAGUCGAGGUGUUUCUGGUGGAUGUGCGGAACGAGUUUAAAGAUCCCAAAAUACACUGUUAUUUUCCUAUAUAUGUGGUAUGGGGUCGCAGGCCAGAGUCAUCUGCUUGA
This is a messenger RNA of Talaromyces rugulosus, 1134 nucleotides long. RefSeq lists its product as uncharacterized. The transcript has 10 exons. Gene Ontology annotation, molecular function: methyltransferase activity. NCBI's taxonomy places the organism in Eukaryota, Fungi, Ascomycota, Eurotiomycetes, Eurotiales, Trichocomaceae. The coding region runs from base 1 to 1134 and encodes 377 amino acids. The record is from RefSeq and is a predicted model, not a curated record.